AUGCGCAGCUGCGGCCCUCGACAGCGGGUGUCAGCGAGGGCCGCCGCCUCGCCAGCGGGACGGCGCCUCGGAGCAGCCUGCGCUGGCCGCACAGCAGCGUGUGUGGCCGCUGUGCGCUGGUGUCAAAGCUACAGCCUUUCGCGAGGAGCAAGCUUGACGGUCGGUGAGGUCGGAGAACUCGAUGUUCUCGACGGCCGGCGGCGGGCUGCUGCUCUCGAGCCUGUCUCUGCGCUUGUUGUCGAGGUAGUUGACCGCGAGCAGCGCAAACAGGCAGAACAGCGAGAACACGUAGCACACGACGAUGGCGAUCUUCGCCGAGUGGUACCCCGGGGCCUCUGUGCUGAGGAACGUCUGCGGGCCGACGAGGUUGCCCACGCAGUAGCCGAUCAGCAGGAUGGCCUGCGAGGUGACCUUCUUGGAGUAGCCCAGCGUGUUGGACCCGAACAGCGACAGGAAGCAGAUCAUGCCGAUCGGCGACAGCGAGUACAGGUACAGCCCGGCGAGCUGCGCGCGGGUGUUGGUGGCGAACGCGAGCAUGCACGAGCCGGCGAUGACGACGACGGUGACGAGCGCCGAGAUGGCGAUGCGGUACGGGAACCGCCCGACAAGCAGCGCGAACGCGACGAGGCCGACGGUCUCGACGGCGCCGCCGGGCAUGCGCAUCAGCAGGCUCUUCUUGUCGCCGUACUGCAGCGAGUCCGACAGCAGGAUCGACAUGAACGAGCCGAGCCCGCCGUUGGGGAUGUUGGACGAGAACGCGUACAGGAACCCGAGCCACGUGCGCGGGUCCGCGAGCGACUCGCGGAACUGGUACCACUUCCACUCGGGGCUGCCGUAGCCCUGCCUGCUGUCCUUGACGCGCUGGAACACGAGCACGCGCUCGCGCGCGCUCAGGAACCACGCGUCCGGCGGGUUGUCCGGGACGUGCACGAGCAGCAGCGCGCCCAGCACGACGGUGACGGCGCCGGUCACGACGAACAGCACCUUCCAGGCCGCGAUCGAGUACGCGGCGGCGUGCACGUAGCAGCCGUACGCGAUGGCGCAGCCCAGGAUCGUGCCGAACCCGUUGUUCGAGUAGUACACCACCGUGCGCAGAAAGGACUCCUCCUGGCGGUACCACUUGGCGGACAGCAGCACGAAGCCGGGGGUCACGGCGGACUCGAGGGCGCCGAGCAGCACGCGGCACACGAGGAAGCCCGCGUAGUUCGAGCACGCGGCGUGGCACGCCAGCACCACGCCCCACAGAAUGACGCACGCGGCGGUCGUCUUGACCAGCGGGAACCGCUGCAGACAGCGCGACAGCGGGAACACGGCCGCGAGAAACGCGAGGUAGAACGCGGUCGUGGUCCACGAGUACUGCUGGCCGGCCAUGUGCAGGUCGGCGCGCAGGCCCAUGAUGGCGGCGAAGGACGUGGUGCUCUUGUCCAUGUACUGGACGCCGUAGAUGAGGGAGAUGAGCGGGAGGAUCAUGAGGUCGGUCUUGCGGCGCAGCGCGGCGUACUCGGCGUCGGUGGCGUCGUCGACGGCAGGCAGGCGGCGGGCGUACUGCAGCGCGACGUCGGCGUGGUUCUCGUCGAUGACGACGUCCUUGCGGAGGGAGCUCUUGGUGGACAUAGUUUGCGGCUGCUCGCGGGCGGCAAAUAUAUAGGGGCUGGCGGGAAAGGGCUCCCGGGGUGGCUACGAUAA
Ogataea haglerorum is the source of this 1686-nucleotide messenger RNA. RefSeq lists its product as uncharacterized. The transcript is spliced from 2 exons. Bases 1 to 1686 code for a protein of 561 amino acids. The record is from RefSeq and is a predicted model, not a curated record. Lineage: Eukaryota; Fungi; Ascomycota; Pichiomycetes; Pichiales; Pichiaceae.